AUGUUCGGGCUACUCGUCAUCCUUGCAGCUAGCAUGCAGCUGUUAGAGGCGGACAUCAUCGCCUACGACUGCAAGGACGACUCCGUGGAGCUCACGAAAGUCUCGCUGUUGAAUGUGAAGCCAUGUCUGGACCCGAGGAAGGCAGAGGAAACCAAACCAUGGGACAUCCAGCUGGUCCAGAAACGCCAAUACGUGGGGGUCCACGUAUACACCUGCCUGAUCACCGUGCAACAAACUAUCCAGCAUUGCGGGAUGCACUCGCACUCCAGCACAGUCGCAGGGGGCCUAGGAAAGUAUGUCCUGGAUCUGUCAGACUCCGAAUGCAGAAAAGCGCAGAGAUUCCAACACUUGGACCUGAGAGCAAUCGGAGCUGGUAUGGUGUCCCAGCUCACGAAAAAUGGAACGACGGAGAUUUCCACAACCCUGCAAGGACAACUAGACACAGAAGGCCGCUGUGAGGGAGUGACCUUCACAGUAGGAGAGGUUGUCUACAAAAACGUAGUCGUGUCAGGAGCUAUCACCAUCAAGCUGUCUGACUACGACACAGUUGCCAAUGUGGAGCUAAACACCAUCCACCUGAGGAGCGGCACCAUCUGCCCAUUCAAUGAUGGCGCCUGUUUCGACGAUUUAUCCGGAAUCGCACUUUGGGAGUCCCACUACGAAGACCAGUGCACCAACAAAGGAGUUGACGUAUUAUACGAAGGAAAUGCCACCCUUCUCACCUUACGUAAAGAUCCACAGAUCCAGUACGUGAUUGUGGAGACGGACGACACAGUAUUUGCCCUGAAGCUGACGAAGCCAGAAGACCUUUGCCAUCAACACGCCUGGCAAACAGAACAAAACCGCCUGCUAGUGAUUUUCCGGGACUCCAUAGGAUUCUACUUCCGGAAAUCAACGAAGAUAGCCCAGAAUACCGACAUGAUGGCGCACGUUCUAAGUAAGCUACUAUACUUAGAGAUUGCAGUCAAACGCUACAUGGCUGAUAUAGUCUAUGACGCCAUUGUAAAAAGAUGUCAACUCCGAGAGAAGAUCCUUCAAAACCGCAUCACGAUGGCACUUCAAGCUCCAGAUCUGAUAGGCAACCUGAUCAAGGAAACUACAGGAUACGUAGGACGAGUAAUGGGAGAGGUCCUAUACAUCGCUAAAUGCAAACCUAUAGUGGUAGAAAUACGAAAAUCCCAAAAAUGCUACCAAGAACUACCCGUGACAUACAACAACGAGACAUGGUACCGGAUGCCCAUUAGUCACAUACUCGUCCAACAUGGUAAAGAAGUAGACUGCCAACCUCUCCUACCAGCCAACUUCCAACUUGAAGGGACCUGGAUCGAGAUCUCGCCGGCGUUGAAGAGGACAUCGUCAGUAAUGGAGUUGGACGCGAACGAAGAAAAGGACACCAUCACUCUAACGAAGAUAUCGCCUAUUUCCUCCCAUGGUCUCUACACAAAAGAGGAAAUGGACACCUUUCAACAAGCCCUAUUGUUCCCGAAUGAACGUGAGGCUGUAGCGAACGAGAUGGCAAGGCGCCUCGCCGGAAGAAAAAAUACAACCAACCGCUACUACAUGCCAGGACUCUUUACGAGAGAAGAGUUCAAGAACAUCGCCAUUACUGCGGCGGAACAUGUAUGGGGGUUCCUAUCACGUAUGGGCAACAUCUUCUCGGUGUGUGCAUUCCUAUACACCAUGCUAUGUAUUGCCAGCUAUGUCGCCAGUGUGAUCGCGAACUAUUUCACACUCCGAAACGCAGCGAGGAACCAUCCGAGGAGGAGACGCUACCUAUGGGCUAGUUUAUGGCAGGCUCUAGCUCACCGUUAUCUGUACCACCUACACACACAGCGAGAAGGGCAGUUCGAACUUCAAGAAAUCAACCACCAGAGUAAUGCCGAGACCACAACGGAGGUGGACGUCGCCAUCCAAGUAGAGUCGGUACCCACGGCUCCGGGCUAUCCACAACUGAGGCCCUGCAAGGAUAGCACGUGCCUGGAUCCACACGCAGUGGCGUAUCAAUAG
Messenger RNA from Acanthoscelides obtectus, 2007 nucleotides. The record is from the annotation of a GenBank genome assembly. Lineage: Eukaryota; Metazoa; Arthropoda; Insecta; Coleoptera; Chrysomelidae.